Messenger RNA from Penicillium bovifimosum, 1179 nucleotides. Its product is annotated as class I SAM-dependent methyltransferase. Lineage: Eukaryota; Fungi; Ascomycota; Eurotiomycetes; Eurotiales; Aspergillaceae. The transcript has a single exon. Gene Ontology annotation, cellular component: endoplasmic reticulum. Bases 1 to 1179 code for a protein of 392 amino acids. The record is from RefSeq and is a predicted model, not a curated record. Gene Ontology annotation, molecular function: sterol 24-C-methyltransferase activity. Gene Ontology annotation, biological process: ergosterol biosynthetic process.
AUGGUGGCACACACACUGGUCGAAACAGCACGCCAUCCCGAACGCAGCGACCGAGGCUCAGAGAGCGAUAGCUCGCUCGACGAGAUCGCGCAAGAGAAACACAAUGCGCUGGUAGCCACACUCGGUCAUCAUGGCAAGGACCUCGACAACUCAGCAUCCCCGAAACGAUGGAAGACCUUCUGGACCUCAUUCCGACACCUGGCGCACCUGACACCGAAAGAGGUCGACGAUUUCAUGGCCUCAUACGUUAUCUAUAACCUAGAUUGGUCCGACGAGAAAAAAAUGACAGAGGAGCUGGGUCCCAAUUAUCAAGAAAAAGUCGGCGCAUGUCUGAAAUCCUAUUACGGAGUCCUGAACCACCUCUGCGCGCUCGGCGACGUCGAGAAAAUGUACAUCCCGCCCUGGAUGCGACCCAAGACCAGCGUCCUGGACAACCAGCUCCUGUACGAGCGCUCAAUUGCACACGACAUCGGACUCACAAAGGGGAAAAAGGUGCUGGAUCUGGGCUGUGGGCGCGGACGCGUCGCUGCCCACAUGGCGCAAUACACUGGCGCGCAAGUAACGGGCCUCAACAUCGACCCGAACCAGGUGGAGCAAGCGACGACGUUCAAUGCCGAGCGCGGACUCAACAAUACCUUCAUCACGCAGGACUUUAAUGAGCUCCCGCUGCCAUUCGCCGACGAAAGCUUCGACGCCUUCUAUCAGAUUCAGGCUUUGAGUUUGUGCAAGGACUUGCCGACGCUGUUCCGUGAGAUCUUCCGCAUUCUCAAGCCUGGCUCGAUGAUCUCCCUGCUCGAUUGGGUCAGCUUGCCUGCUUAUGAACCUAGUAAUCCGGAGCACGCGGAGCUCAUGCGUCGCGUGAAGCCGCUCAUUGGCGCCGUCGGUACACCCACGCCGGAGAGUCUCGAGGCGGCACUUAGGGAGGCUGGGUUUGAGGUUGUGCGGUCGCAAAAUGCUAGUAUCGAUGGUCUUCAGGCUCCGCUUAUCGAUACCGUCGAUGUAUAUUUCCGGACCCUGCGACAGGCUAUCCUUGCUCUGGUCAAGGUGCAUGUGCUGCCGCGUCACUUCAAGACUUUGAUUAAUCGUCUGUGUCUUGAUGGUCAGGCUUUUGUCAAGAUGGAUCGCAUGCGUCUGGCCACGACAAGUUAUAGCAUCAUUGCGCAGAAACCGAUGGCUUAG